AUGACCUCCAGCGCACCCUUCAGUCUUGCACAGGUGUACCGGCUCCUCCCCUCCAGUCUUGCACAGGUGUGCCGGCUCCUCCCCUCCAGUCUUGCACAGGUGUACUGGCUCCUCCCCUUCAGUCUUGCACAGUUGUACCGGCUCCUCCCAUUCAGUCUUGCACAGGUGUACCGGCUCCUCCCCUUCAGUCUUGCACAGGUGUACUGGCUCCUCCCAUUCAGUCUUGCACAGGUGUACCGGCUCCUCCCAUUCAGUCUUGCACAGGUGUACCGGCUCCUCCCAUUCAGUCUUGCACAGGUGUACCGGCUCCUUUCCUGGAGU
This is a messenger RNA of Staurois parvus, 321 nucleotides long. The record is from the annotation of a GenBank genome assembly. Lineage: Eukaryota; Metazoa; Chordata; Amphibia; Anura; Ranidae.